ACGUGGAUAUAUAUGCAACCUUCAUUUCUCAAAUCAUGGAGUAUUUCUGUAUUUCUUAUAUAUAGGGUGUAGAAGUAGUACUAAGUUUUGCUGCGCGCAAAGAAGGGCCGAAGAGAUGGAUUUAACAGGUUUGAGCCACCUCUUUGUAACGGUUUUCCUCUCAGGCUUUGCUAGCUUCACGGUGGUUCCAUCCAUCACCGAUGUCACCAUGUUGGCUCUUUGCCCUGGUCAAGAUGAGUGCUCCCUCGCAAUCUACCUCACUGGUUGCCAACAGGCGAUCAUAGGAUUGGGAGCAAUGAUAAUUACACCCCUAAUUGGGAAUCUAUCUGACGUGUACGGCAGGAAAGAGUUGCUCACCCUCCCCAUGACUCUCUCCAUUCUUCCUCUAGUGAUAAUGGCAUAUAGCAGGACGACCAGCUUCUUUUAUGCCUACUUCUUCAUAAGGACUCUCACUGCAAUGGUCGGCGAAGGCAGCAUCAAUUGCCUUGCUCUUGCUUAUGUGGCAGAUAAAGUCCCAGAUGGACAACGGGCAUCAGCAUUUGGAAUUCUAGCCGGGGUUGGUUCAGCUGCAUUUGUAUGUGGAACCUUAGUGGCUCGUUUUCUCUCCACUGCUGCGACAUUUCAGGUUGCUGCUGUCAUGUCGAUGAUUGCAGCAGUUUACAUGAGAGUUUUUCUCAAGGAAAGCAUACCCAAUGGGGAUGGUUUAAGACAGCCAAUGUUGAACGGAACACCUCAUGGUGAUUUAGAAAAGACCACAACACAGGCCUUCAAGAGGAUUCCAUCAAUUGGGGAUCUGAUAUGCCUGAUGAAGAGCAGUACGACAUUUUCACAAGCAACAGUGGUUUCAUUCUUCAAUGGUCUUGCAGAGGGUGGGAUUAUAGCUUCGUUACUGUACUUCCUGAAGGCCCGUUUCCACUUCAAUAAAAACCAGUAUGCUGAUCUCUUGCUAAUUUUUGGAGUUGCAGGGACCAUUUCACAGCUGCUUUUCAUGCCCAUGUUGGCACCAGCCAUUGGAGAGGAGAAGUUGCUUUCCAUCGGUCUCUUCAUGAGCUGUACAAACAUAUUUUUUAACAGCAUAGCAUGGUCAGUUUGGGUUCCUUAUGCCGCUACUGUGUUUUCCAUCUUUACUGUCUUUGUGCAACCAAGUAUACGCAGCAUCGUUUCGAAACAAGUAGGGCCCACUGAGCAGGGGAAGUCUCAAGGAUGUAUUUAUGGCAUAAGUUCCUUAGCCAACAUUGUUUCUCCAUUAAUCUUUAGUCCUCUAACAGCAUUGUUCCUGUCUGAAGAAGCACCGUUUCGUUUCCCUGGUUUCAGUAUUAUGUGCAUUGGGUUUGCCACGAUGAUUGCCUUUAUCCAGAGCAUUAUGAUAUGGGGAGUUCCUCCCAGUCACAAAACUGACAAUAAGCAAACCACGGAGGCCUAGUUAUGUAUAGAAUAUAGAUGAUAAUGUUAUAGUACUCUAACAUGAGGAGACUCUGAUCUCUCUAUAGCCAUUUUGCUCUGGGAGCAGUCUUGUUCUUUACGAGCCCCCAGAACAUACUUCAGAUCAAGAGAUAACAGGGAUUGAUUGUUAUGCACUAAACUAUAUAUUCAGAACAGCAUACAACAAUCUUGGAAGAUAUAAUUAAGGGCAUUCUAUGAUUAGGAGUGGGGGAGAACAUGGCAUAUUAAUGAACUCGUACAAUUACUAUGGGGUAGCCCAUUAAUGAAUUUUCCCUAUUGCUUAUGCUGAAAA
Juglans regia (Persian walnut) is the source of this 1735-nucleotide messenger RNA. Its product is annotated as hippocampus abundant transcript 1 protein-like. The transcript is spliced from 14 exons. The coding region runs from base 116 to 1423 and encodes 435 amino acids. Gene Ontology annotation, molecular function: transmembrane transporter activity. NCBI's taxonomy places the organism in Eukaryota, Viridiplantae, Streptophyta, Magnoliopsida, Fagales, Juglandaceae. The record is from RefSeq and is a predicted model, not a curated record. Gene Ontology annotation, biological process: transmembrane transport.